AACAGAGUUCGCCCGCUAGAACUUCAGAACACCUGCCAGCCCGAGCUUUCGAGUGAAGGGCUUGGCUGCAGCCCCCUGGGGCUGGCAGCUGUGUUCCCCAAGUGCCCCUUCCCUGUUACCCCACCAGUACCCAUAACUCAUGUCUGCUGUCUGCUGAGCACCCUGGGCAGUGGGACUUCCAGGCUCUGGCAGACAGAGACCCCAGAGCGGAAGGAGCUCCUCGUCACUGUCACUGUACUGCAGAUGAGCAGGCAGAGCGUUGGGGACGUUAACGAGUCGCUCAGCAUCUUAACAUCUAGGUUGGAUUAGAACCAAGUCCCCUGACUCAGGGCCCAGGCCCAUGCACCACCCGGGCUAGAGCUCUCGAUGGGGAAGAACUUACAUGCAGGGCAAGAACCGUGUGGCACCGAGGCCCAGAGGGGAAGUGGUAACGGGACGGAAGGCCAGGUCUCCACACUCACUCAUCUGUGGGAAAGCACAAAAGCAAGAGAAAUCUGGUGGAGGGCAGCGGCUUAGCGGUGCUCUGUGGGGGACCUGGGCCAGCCCUCAAGGUGGACUCAAGGUGGACUCAAGGCAGCCCAGACGAGACCUCACCGCGCAGCCACUGGCAACCGACCUCUGUCCUCACGCCUGCAUUUCCUGCAUCCCCCACAUUGCCCCAUUCUGGACGAUGAGCAGAUCUCGGCAGCUGCAUGAAUGAGCCACAGAUGCCAGUCACCGCCAUGCCAGGGACCCCCUUCUAGGCCGGAUUGCACAUAGGAUGAGAAAGGAGAAAGGAGCUCAGGAUCAAACGAGGCCCAUCGCUGGGACUCGAACCCCACACUCCGCUGCCGUAAGCCUUGCAUCCUGAUUUGGUUUUAUGGUUUAAAACUAGAUGUCCUCCACGAGCCUCAUGCACUCAUAGGUGGGACUCCAGCCUCCUGGAAGCGAGCAGCUUUCCUGUGCCCAGGCUCUUCUGCGAUCAAGGACUGAAACUUCUAAAAUAGCCGGGGAAGCCUGGGGAGAGGCGGGCCCCAUGGAGGGCUGCCAGGAGACGGAGGUGGCCAAUGGCUCCAUGCCCAACUCGGACUUCGACCCCACGAAGAGCUACAUGGUCUUGAGUGGUCCCCAGAGGAUAGCGGUUGCGGUGCUGUGCACGCUGCUGGGGCUGCUCAGCGCCCUGGAGAACGCGACUGUGGUCUAUCUGACACUGUCCUCCCACCGGCUCCGCAGGAAGCCCUCAUACCUGUUCAUUGGCAGCUUGGCCGGAGCUGACCUCCUGGCCAGUAUGGUUUUUGUCUGUAGCUUUGUUAACUUUCACGUCUUUAAUGGCAUGGACUCCGACACCGUCUUCCUGCUGAAGAUCUGCAGCGUGACCAUGACCUUCACAGCCUCUGUGGGCAGCCUGCUGCUGACCGCCAUCGACCGCUACCUCUGUCUACGCCACCCACAGACAUACAGAGCUCUGCUCACCCGGAAGAGGGCGCUGGCGGCCCUGGGCAUUAUGUGGGUCAUCUCGGCGCUCGUAUCCUACCCGCCACUCAUGGGAUGGACAUGCUGUCCCAGACUCUGCUCUGAGCUUUUCCCGUUGAUCCCAAAUAACUACCUGCUGAGCUGGCUCCUGUUCAUUGCCAUCCUCUUCUGUGGCAUCAUCUACACCUAUGGCCACGUCCUCUGGAAGGCCCAUCAGCAUGUAGCCAGCCUUGCCAAGCACCAGGACAAGCCGGUGUCAGGAAUGACCCGGAUGAGGCUGGAUGUGAGGUUGGCCAAAACGCUGGGGCUCUUGUUGGCUGUGUUGUUUGUGUGCUGGUUCCCCGCCUUGGUCCUCAUGGCCUACAGCCUGGCCACCACGCUGGACAAUAAGGUCAAGGAAGUCUUUGCUUUCUGCUCCAUCCUGUGCCUCGGCAACUCCUUGGCGAACCCUAUCAUCUACGCCUGGCGCAGCAGGGAGGUCUGCUCCUCUGCCCGGCACCGCCUGGCCAACUGGAAGAAGUGCCUAAGGGGAUUCAAGCCAGAGGGAAAAGAAGAAGCCCCCAGGUCCUCCAUGAAGUCCUCCAUCACGGAGACAGAGGCCGACAUGAAAGUCACACUGGGCUGGCCUUGAACUCACAGCAAUCCUCCUGCCUCAGCUUCCCAAAGGCUGAUCACCUGUGUGCACCACCGCCCUUGGGAUGCCAUAUACUUUAAAUCACCUUUGGAUGACUUGCGAUACCCAACACAAUGGAAAUGGUAAACAAAUAGUUGUUAUACUGUAUUGCCUAGGAAUAAUGAUAAGAAAAUAAAAGUCAGUAUAUGUGUUUAGUACAAAGGGAGGCAGUGCACCCUCCCCCCGGCCGUACUGGGGACUGAACUCAGGUCUUCACACUGAGCUACGUCCCCAGCCCUUUUUAUGUUUUCAUUUUAAGGCAGGCUCUUGGGGCUGGGGAUUUAGCUCAGUGGCAUAAGCACCUGCCUUGAAAGCAGGCAGUGGUGAGUUCGGUCCCUGGUACCGAUAAAAACGAAAAAAAAGCCAAAAACAAAAAAAGACAGGGUCUCUCUAAGUUGUCUCAUUGUCCGGGCUGGUCUGAUGUUCAGUUUAUGGUUUUGUAUUUUCUUGUAGCAAAUUUCCUCUGACUGGGUGAUUUGUAAAGCCAGAAAAUGCCUUUCUUCAGUGCAUGCCAGCUUUUGGACUUAGGCUCACGCUAAUCGUGCUGAAAUUUCAUCAAUCAUGCGUGCAAAGUCCUUCCUUCCUGUUCACUCCCAGGAGGAGGAAGUGUGUAGCUCUGUCAUGCUAGGCUGCCUUCUCCCAGGAGCAACACAAGAGCAGAGAAAGGCAUUGAUACCACAUCUGCUGAGAUUGGAUUCUGGUUCCAUUUUGGUGCAAACCAGCUGCAUAUCUUAGACAGCUCCCUUCCCUACUCUGGGCCUCAGUUUCCCACUCUGUAAAAUGGGAGGGGCAGGGAAGAGAAAAGUGCCAGAGCUCUGCAAGCUUCCCUCCAGCUCUGACAAAUUGCCCUUACCACCGAUUGCACCACAUGUGGUCAUGUGGCUUCUGAUUUGUGUUUCCUGCACUGGUGGACUCCACAUGAUGCACACACAGCCUGUGGGAGCCCUGGAGGAUUUCCCAUGAGCCUCUACCACUGAUCUGCAUCCCAGCUCCUCCAGUUAGAGGUUACACUCUUGUUUCUUUGCUGGUUUGAGACAGGUCUGGCCAGAUAGUCCAGGUGUUUUCAAACUCUCAGUGAUCUACCUGCCUCAGCCUCCCAAGGGCUGAGGUUACAGAUGUGUCCACUACACCCCACAAAUGCUACACUCUGAAGUGCCUCAAUUCCCAAAGCGACCUCAAUAAACACUAGCAAAACGAUCAUACCCGCUCUUUCAGUGCCCACUUUCCCUCUGCUCCCCUCUCAUGAUGCGUUCCCCAUCAUCGAUCUACCUCAUUAUAUCUUCCGGGGCUGUUACAACACCCCUCUAAUCUCGUUGGCCCAUCUCUGGGCUUUUCUCAUCAAUACCCAGCUGAAAAGCUUCCGAUGGUGGGGCCUGAUGGCACACACCUAUGAUGCCAACAUUUGAGAGGCUGAGGUGGGAGGAUUGCUGAAAGAUCCCGUGCCCUCGCCCCCCCCCCAAAAAAAAACUAGACCAAACCAAAAGCGCCUUCUGGCUCCUUAAUUCCCCACCAAGUAAAACUCGUGAUCUGGCCUCAGCCUACCGCUGGAGUAUGGUUGCACAAGUGAACUCACAAAUUCUCAGCACACUCUGAGCCCCCUCACCUUCAAGACUUACCCCCCCCCCAAGUCAAGUCCUUGCUUUUGUAAAACUCUCCUUAGUCCAUUAGGAGCGCGGCCCAGGCUUCCUUGAGAUUUGCCCGCU
This is a messenger RNA of Cavia porcellus (domestic guinea pig), 3828 nucleotides long. It is a transcript of the gene Cnr2, whose product is annotated as cannabinoid receptor 2. The coding region runs from base 1016 to 2083 and encodes 355 amino acids. Lineage: Eukaryota; Metazoa; Chordata; Mammalia; Rodentia; Caviidae. Gene Ontology annotation, biological process: adenylate cyclase-activating G protein-coupled receptor signaling pathway; regulation of metabolic process. Gene Ontology annotation, molecular function: cannabinoid receptor activity. The transcript has 6 exons. Gene Ontology annotation, cellular component: cytoplasm; plasma membrane. The record is from RefSeq and is a predicted model, not a curated record.